Messenger RNA from Dioscorea cayenensis subsp. rotundata (Guinea yam), 2514 nucleotides. RefSeq lists its product as uncharacterized. Gene Ontology annotation, molecular function: zinc ion binding. The record is from RefSeq and is a predicted model, not a curated record. Bases 1558 to 2256 code for a protein of 232 amino acids. NCBI's taxonomy places the organism in Eukaryota, Viridiplantae, Streptophyta, Magnoliopsida, Dioscoreales, Dioscoreaceae. The transcript is spliced from 6 exons.
CCUGAAACCCUUUGCUAGUGCCUAGUUCUAGUUCUAGUUCUAGUUUUAGCCAACUGAGAGAACGGCCAUGGAGGUGGUUGCUGCCACCGAAUCCGAUCGUCACCGUUGCUCUUGAUCCCAAUUGCAAUCCCGCAACAGAGGGACGAGGAUGGCGAUGAAUAUCGAUCUAUGGGCCAAAGAUGAAGGAUUGGUUAAAAGGAAUGUGGUCUCCCGAGGAGGAUGCCAUGCCAUUUUCGUUCUCAAAUUCGGUGUUAGGGACUUGUCUCUUGAUCACUGCCUGCUGUCAAUGGUACUACGGUGUCAAGGAUUUUGCAUGAACCUUAUACUGCUUUUACUUACUACUAGCGCCAAUGAACAGAAAAUUAAGGACUAGGAGGUGUGACAUUGCAUAUUGUUGUAGAGGAGGAGGAGGACCGGAUUUUACCUUUUCUAUGCUUUGAGAGAGCUUUUGCACAUUGCAGAUUAUAUGAUUUACGGAAAUUUGGAGGUGAAUAGUGCAUACUGGCAUUGAAGCUGGUGGAUUGCUUCAUGAUUUGCAACUCCAUGUCAGGAAAGCUGAACAUGUAUGAAAACAAGGUAGAAAUAUAGUACAUUUUGAUACAAGUUCACGUGAAGCAGGUAGGCAUUGCAUUUUUUAUAUCUGUUGAUGGGAAAUGUGAUAUAUAUAUAUAUAACAAGACUAUAACUAUCAGAGGCAGUCAUGCAGAACACGCCCAGAAAGGAGAUCCAGCCUGGUAACUCUGUUAUUCUGACCCUGGUAUGUCCAUAGCAUGCUCCACCAUAUCCACCGUAUGUAUCUGCGAUGUCAUGCGGAAAACUUCAAUCUCACUAAACGUAGACUACUUAGUUUUGUUGUUAUUUUUGGUGUUCUCAUAAGAACCAGGAAAAAACUGAUCCCCUUGUCUUUCACAUCAUAUGAAUGGGGUUUAGGCCUCGACCCUUGAGUAUAGUUGGAUGGGCCGCUUUCCUAAUGUUCUUUUGCCAUUAGGACCCACCGUCAAUGCAAGAUUUUUAUUUAAAUUAAAAACAAUAAAAAGGGGAAAAAAAGUCGUUUGCUUCCCUAAAUGACUCGUUUCUUGUGAUUUUUUUUUGGUCCUGCCAUUUUAGUUAUAUUGGUUCAGCAGGACCGGAUAGUGUAGUGUGUACUCAUGUGUUGGAAACUUGGAAUACAUGCGGCCGAUGGUACCACUAUACAUGUGCUACUGUGCAAGCAGUUGUUUGUGUCUGAGAAAGCUGUGUAAUAUAAAAUGGAAAAUGUUUUCUUAUGGUCUUGUGUGCAUCUUCUAAAUUCCACUUCGUAAGGUAAAUGAAAAGCAUGGUUCAUCUCCAGUGCCUUCUCAUUCCUCAUCAUUUCUUCCCCCACCUGCCCAAAGUAAAUCAUCUCUUGGUCCACUCUCUCAUCAAGCUUCCUUUGCUUGAAAUGCAAGUAUUUCCUUUUAUUUUGUUUUCCUUGGUCUGGCCUUGUCGAAGCACCUCUCUCAUGGAUUCCCAUUGUGUGAAUGCAUCAUCACCAAACCAGUAACUUCUUAAAGGUUCCGUCUUGGAUUUCUUUAGCUGAUGGCAGAGAUGGGUCAGGCUUCUUGCGAGGAUAUAGAAAGAGGGCCUCACCGGCGGUCCUUUAAUGGCGAUGACAGUGAUGGCAGCCACUGUUCUUCCGAUGCUGAAGAGCAGUCCUGGCAUUCACCUUACAAUGCAAACUGUGCCGCUUCACCAUAUGCUGUGUUUCGGGCUUCAUGUGCAUCAUCAGAUCAUGAGACUGAUGUAGCAUCAGAGCCUUGCAGAAACUCCUGUUUCUCGGAGUCUUCCCUUGAGAUUGAUUUGGAGAGUGGGGUGACUGAGGUUAAGGUGAAUUUGACCAAAGUUGUGGAGAAGGAUUGCAGGAUCUGUCAUCUUGGUUUACAAAGUGCUGCCUGUGAAUCUGGCGUUGCUAUUGAAUUGGGUUGCUCUUGCAAGGGUGAUUUGGCUUCUGCCCACAAACAAUGCGCUGAAAAAUGGUUCAAAAUCAAAGGAAACAAGACCUGCGAAAUAUGUGGCUCAAGUGCGCAAAAUGUUGCCGGUGUGGCGGACAUUCAGACGGAGCAUACUGAAGAGUGGAACGAGACCAACAAUAAUAGCAACAAUACUGGUACAGGUGCUGCAGCAGCAUCGGAGAAUAGGAGAUUUUGGCAAGGCCACCGUUUUGUCAAUUUCUUGCUUGCUUGUAUGGUCUUCGCCUUUGUUAUCUCCUGGCUUUUCCACUUCAAUGUCCCCGGCUGAGCCCUUCUCCUCCACAUUGUACCAAGUCUGUUCACCAUACCAUAUCAUGAAUAUAUAUAUAUAUAUAUAUAUAUAUAUAUAACUCCUGUACUGUUACAAGACCAGUUGAUCAGAGAGAACAGGGAGAGAUAUACAUGACAAGACGUACCUUUUUCUACGUCUAAGGAUGUCUUGUCACUGUUGUCUUCUUUUAACUAGCUCUUCCGUUUGUGAACUUUCCUCAAAUACAUUUUGGUAUUUCAUGCGUGCUUGAGCUUA